This is a messenger RNA of Solanum pennellii, 1444 nucleotides long. RefSeq lists its product as uncharacterized. The record is from RefSeq and is a predicted model, not a curated record. Lineage: Eukaryota; Viridiplantae; Streptophyta; Magnoliopsida; Solanales; Solanaceae. The transcript is spliced from 5 exons. The coding region runs from base 131 to 1237 and encodes 368 amino acids.
UGGGUGGGAUGAAAUGAAAGAUGAGGGGGAGAGAGAAUCGAAGGGAGACGUGAGAAGUUCGCCGGAGGCAUCGCAAGCCACACAAUAAAAUAGACGAAGGAGAAAAGAAGAAGAAGAAUCUCCGUCUUUAAUGGCUGCCGCCUCAGCUAGGGUUUUACUCGCAUCUCGUCUAGCAGACCUCUCACUGAAGCCUCAUCAACAUCCUCCUCACCUACCCUCUCCUUUUACCCACCACCUCCUCAUCCGUCCCUUACUUCCUUCUCUUUCCGCUUCCACCAGGCGGCGUACGUCCGUUAAUUGCCUUAUUUCCGGCGUAGACGGCGGCGGUGUUUCGGACGACUUUGUUUCCACCAGGAAAUCCGGUUUCGGCAGUGAAUUCUCUGUUAUUGCCAAUAUGCUCAAGCGAGUUGAACCGUUGGACACUUCUGUUAUAUCUAAAGGCGUUUCUGAUUCAGCUAAGGACUCAAUGAAGCAGACCAUUUCUACUAUGUUAGGCUUGCUCCCUUCAGAUCAAUUCUCAGUCACUGUUCGGUUUUCCAAACACGCUCUCGAUCGCCUCAUUGUUUCUUCUAUUAUUACCGGGUAUACUUUGUGGAAUGCGGAGUACAGGAUAUCCUUGAUGAGGAACUUUGAUAUCCCGUCAGAUAAUUUGAAAGGCUUCAACUCAACGGAAGAGGAUGUGAACUCAGGCUCAAAGAGCGAGGGGAUAGAGGGGGGAGAACGCGGAGUUGGUGUAAAUAUGUCUUCUGCGGUUUCAGAGAAAAUGGAUAUUCAAGCUCUUGGGAAUUUAUCUCCGGAAGCUCUGAAAUAUGUUCAACAAUUGGAAGAAGAACUCUCAUCAGUUAAGCAGGAACUGCAUUCCCAGCAACAGGAAAAUUUGCAAAUGGAGUAUAUCAACGAAAGUAACAAUGAUUUGCUGGAAUACCUCCGGUCAUUGGAAUCUGACAUGGUGACUGAACUAUCUAGACCAUCAUCCUUUGAGGUGGAGGAAAUUAUUAAGGAACUUACUCAAAACAUAUUGCAAAUAUUUUUCAAAGAGGACGAUGUUAACAAAGAAGAAGAUCCUAAUUUUAGUGGUGCCAAAGACUAUCAGAAUAGCGAUUCCGAAUUAUGCGAUGCAAUAGGCACUUCUCGGGAUUACUUGGCAAAACUACUUUUCUGGUGUAUGUUAUUGGGCCAUCAUUUGAGAGGAUUGGAGAACAGAUUGCAUCUAAGUUGUGUCGUCGGCUUGUUAUGAGUUUGCGAAGUACAAAGAGGGAUGUACAUUCUGCUUCUCUUUUACUUCCUUCUCUUAUUCUCUUUCUAGCUCAAUUAUUUCCUGUUAUUUAUAUAAAAAUAAUCCACAUAUCCUGUAAAAUUUUGUUCUUGCUAGUCACGAGUAAUUGUAUGGGAGGGUGUACUGUUGAAAAUGAUAAAUCCAUUUCUCAGAUCCUCUUUUCCUUGA